Messenger RNA from Dibothriocephalus latus, 1023 nucleotides. The record is from the annotation of a GenBank genome assembly. Lineage: Eukaryota; Metazoa; Platyhelminthes; Cestoda; Diphyllobothriidea; Diphyllobothriidae.
GCGGCCAGCUGUCUUCUCAAGGCUGGAGCAUCCGUUGAUCUUCCAGGCGGUCCAGAUUUGGAGACGCCGCUGCACGAUGCUGUGACGAAUGCGCAUCUACCCUGUUGCAAACUCCUGCUGAAGUACGGUGCCAAUCCCGAGGUUCCCAACGCCCUCGGCCUGUCUCCUCUGAAUGUCUGUGCCAAUAUGCUAGAACGCCUAAAGCGCCCAGCUAAGCCUAAUGUAAGUUCUAUUUUGGACAAACUAAUGACUAACCGGUCUAACGGCGGGACCAUUCUGGCCGCCUGCGAACUGACUCGUACAAUAUAUAAGUUGCGCCUCUCAGUUAGAUUCUUCUGUCGGAUCGAGAACAGUAGCAUCAAGUUGGUACAGUUCGCACCUGUUGCAGUUGCCACAGAGGAGAGCGCCCUAAAGCCGAAGUCGGAAAUGUCCUAUCUACUUGUGGGCUCAGGAAGUAUCUCAUCUCAGCGACGACUUCGACCUGUUCUUCUUGGGACCGGACUGAGUAGAAUUCAGCGCACACAGUUCGUUCGUGUGGCCUCACUGCUGCACGCCCGCGUCGCCACAGAGAUGUCACCGGAGGUCACACACCUGGUCACCGGUGCAGCACUAAGUCCGCAGUCAGACAACCAGAAAAAGAAGCCGUCCAAAGGUGGGGACAAAGUCUAUCCCAAUGAGUCUAAUUGCCCGCGAACGCUCAAGUUUUUGUCUGCCGUUUUGCAGGGCUGUUGGAUACUAGCUUUCGACUGGAUCGAGACCUGUUCAUUCGUCAAGUCGCGUGUGGAAGAGGAGGGAUUUGAACUGCCUGGCUGCAGUACAGCUCCUAUCACCAACGCUCCGCGGAAGGCACGCCAGGCUCGGGAGGCGGGCUCGGCCGGUCUUUUUCAUGGGUUUCGCCUGUGUCUCCUGGUAAGCUGGUGUUUUAUAUUUUUGUGUACAUUUACCACUCGGGUUUUUGUUUACCAGAAGUAUCCUUUGUGUUUUAAAAAUAGUGUUAGUCCUUUUUCGCUCAGCUUGGUUUAG